GAGCGUCCAUCAUGCUGUGCCGGCCAUCGUCAAUAAGAUGCUAGAAAGCGACCUGGCUCGCGAGAUCAACACUCGUCGUGUGUUUUUGUCCACGGAAGGAAUCGGCGAUCGGAGCGGCAACCUCGUCUCGUCUGCUGUGGAAUCUCGACGUGUCGAGGACGGAAGAUGUCUGCGCGGGAGCGAGCGUUCAGCACCAAGGACAGCGUCAGUCUGCUGCCCUGCUUCUACUUCGUGGAGCUGCCCAUCCUGGUGUCCUCCAUGGUCAGCUUGUACUUCCUGGAGUGGACGGAUCUGUUCCGGCCCGUCAAGUCCGGCUUCCACUGCCACGACCGCAGCCUGAGCCUCCCCUACGUGGACCCCAGCCACGAGGUCAUCCCUCUGCUCAUGCUGCUCAGCCUGGCGUUUGCGGGGCCCGCCAUCACGAUCAUGAUCGGGGAGGCCAUCUUGUUUUGUUGUCUUUCUCGACGCAAGAGCUGUGCUGGAGCGGAAGCCAACAUCAACGCAGCCGGCUGCAACUUCAACUCCUUCAUACGGAGGGCGAUACGUUUUGUUGGCGUCCACGCAUUUGGUCUCUGCGCCACGGCGCUGGUCACAGACGUCCUCCAGCUGAUGACGGGCUACCCCACGCCGUACUUCCUCACCGUGUGCAAGCCCAACUACACCACGCUCAGCAUGAGCUGCGAGCACAACCCCUACGUCAUGGAGGACAUCUGCUCAGGCGGCGACUCGGCCGCCAUCAAUCGGGGCAGGAAAUCCUUCCCGUCCCAACACGCCACUCUGGCAUCCUUUGCUGCUGUCUAUGUUUCGAUGUACUUCAACAGCACUCUGACCGACUCGUCCAAGCUGCUCAAGCCCCUGCUGGUCUUCUCCUUCAUCAUCUGUGCCAUCAUCUGCGGCCUGACCCGCAUCAUCCAGUACAAGAACCACGCCAUCGACGUCUACCUGGGGUUUCUGAUUGGCGGCGCCAUCGCUCUCUACCUCGGUUUGUAUGCAGUUGGAAAUUUCCUCCCGAGUGAGGAGCCCAGCACCAUUACCCACUCCCUGCCCCACUGCCCCUCCUGUUCCCUACCCCACAUCAGCCAGGAGGCGGUCCUUCAUCACCUCCAAAUGAAAGCCAGCAUUUCUGGGGAGCCAAGAAUCAGUACCUCCCAAUCUGAAGGCAUUCUCCAUCGCGGUCUUCCUCAGCAGAACACUGACGAGAGCCUGAAGUGCUCCAGCAGAGACGCCGAUGGGAUCCCACCCCACAGCCCGCGCAGCAAAGAUACCACGGUGACCUUUAGCCACACCCUCCCUCGCGUCCACACCCCACAGGCUAUAGCAGCGUACGAGGAAGCAGCACGACGUCACGCCGCCACCCUCAACCAUGCCUCCAUGGAUUCCAGUCGUUCCAAGCAGCUUUUGUCACAGUGGAAAAAUAAAAACAGCCACAAACCUAUCCUGCAGGUGCCGGACUGUUUCCCGCCCUCCGGAGACCUGUUGUCCGUUCAGUCCGCUGCGCAUCCCCAUUACCACGGCAGCAUGGAGGUCCGAUCCAGCUCGGAACCCUCAGCGGUGAGCCUGGAUGCCGGCUUUGAUGCGCAUGCUUACAUGUCCAAACUGACCACAGGCGCAAGUACCACACUGCCCAGUAACUGCAGCGGCAUUACUGGAGGAGCCAGAAUGUUGAUGCAGUCCCGACCUGGGUCUUCGCAACUGGUCCACAUACCCGAGGAAUCACAUGAAAAUUACCAUCAUACCUCCCCUAGGGCAGCAGGAGGAGGGGGUGAGGGUGUUGCUUUAGUUGAUGGUACAGUUCAGGCUAACUGGCAAAGGGUAGCUGAGAAGACAACCCAACCUCGAAUUAUUCAAGUCAUCGCUAUGUCCAAGCAGCAAGGUCUCCUUCAGACUCAUUCUAGAAGCCUGGAUGAGAGCAGCACUGUCGGAAGUUCCCAGGGCUUGGCUCACUACCGGGCUUCUGCUGACAAGGAGCCGAGUAGCACCACAGGACCCAGCUCCCUGGGCAGCACCACAGGCAGCAUUUCAGGGAGUACCGGAGCAAUCGUCAGGAUAGAAGCCCAUCCUGAAAACCACAAAUUGGUCAUCCCAGCCCCUGUCAUCCAAGCCCCGUCCAACGAUGGAAGUGGCUCAUGGAGGUGGCGGUCUCUGGAUCACGGCAAUGGCGCCGCCGGAGGGCCUGGAAGUCUGAGGCAGUCCUUUGACCUCAAUGAUCUCAGCAGAGACUCUGAAAGCUCCGACUCAAUACGAGAAGGCUCUAUUGACAGGAAGCGUGCUAACAACGCCGUGGUUACUGUUCAGUCCGGCCAAGCUUGUGUUGCUGAGCAGAAGCACCACAAUCUCUCCACCAUCAGGGUGACUCCAGGAGAUGGUUGUGGGCCCGGAUCUGGAGGAGAUGCAGCUUCAGAAAUACUCUCAGCCGCCUCUAGUCGCGAGUCCACACUACGACGAAAAGGCCAUAAUGUCAUCUUGAUUCCAGAGAGAGGAAACAGCCCAGAUAUCACUCGGAAUGUUUUCUACAAGGGAACAUCGACACCUACUAAGGAAUAAUGCACACAUUACUUGGAGGUUCCAGGGAACUACCAGCAAAAAGCAUCCUUUGGUCUGUACCAAUGAGACGCUAGUUCGUUCUCCCCCUUUGGUGCGUCUGGUCCGGUGUAAAUGAAUCAUCCAACUUUGGUGCCAACAAACAAUUCAAAGACCGUCCAGAUGAGGCGCAGUUUGGUUGCGUUGUGAAAGAAAGUUGUAAUCAUCUUAAUAAUUUGGUUUGACCGUGAUCUCGUAAUGUUGACGCAACGAAAAGUUGUAAACGGAUGAGACGAUGAAACCGACGUAAACUUUCGCAACACGUCUUGAGCUGAGUAUGUCUGCAGUUAGCCUGUUGCUUAACACCGUGCUGAAGGAAGUUCAUAUGUCUGCAGUUUACAGGAAGUGUCUGCGCGAAGGCAUCAUCGGUACACCAAACGUUAGGGCUUGGCGAUAUGACUGAAAACUGUAUCAUGAUACAAUUGUUUUAUAUUGCUCCAUCCAUCUUCUUCCGCUUACCUGAGGUCAGCCGCCUAAGCAAGAGAAGCCCAGACUUUCCUCUCUUCAGCGUCUUCGUCCAGCUCUUCCUUGAGAUGCCGAGGCGUUCCCAGGCUAGCUGGGAGACAUAGUCUUUCUAUCGUGUCCUGGGUCUUCCUCGUGGCCUCCUACCGGACGUUCCCUAAACACCUCCCCAGGGAGGCGUCCGGGGGGGGCGUCCUGACCAGAUGCCUGAACCACCUCAUCUGGCUCCUCUCUGAACGAGGAACGGCUUUACAUAGCUCCUCCAGAAUGACAGAGUUCUAUCUCUAAGGGAGAGCCCCGCCACCCAGUGGAGGAAACUCAUUUCAGCCGCGUAUACCCGUGAUCUUGUCCUUUCGGUCAUAACCUAAAGCUCAGGACCAUAGGUGAGGAUAUAGGAAGUCGAUCGACCGGUAAACCGAGAGCUUUGCCUUCCGGCUCAGCUCCUUUUUCACCACGACUGAUCGAUACAGGAUUCGCAUCACUGCAGAUGUGUCCAUCGCGAUAUAUAUCGAUAUAAUUUUAUUGGCCAGCCCGCACGACCAUAACCUCCCAAGAUUUAGGAGUGCACUGCGCUAUUUGCUGCUGCCAUGUGGAGAUUUAACGUAUAAUUACAUUAAUCCAAACUCUAAAAGUACACAUUUGUCUUUCUCUGGGAACAAAUUACCUUUAUUUACCUUAAUUAAAGUACUUUUUAGGAGAAGUAACUGAAACUACUGGACUACAGAGCCCACCAGUAAAAUAGCAGCACCCACCAAAUUUUAGAAGAGAAAAAUAUUUUCCAUAUAUUAGCGGCACUGGACUAUAAGCCGCAGAUACAUACAUAAAUAUUUGUAAAUAUUUAUAUACCUCAAUUGUUUCCAAACAGUGUCUGUAACACGGCAGUAAAAUGGAUGAUCAAACAAAACAGAAGUCAUCGUCAUGGACCCAGUAGCUGCGGAAGCUAGCUCUCCAAUCAGCUAAACAGACUCAAACACUGCACGCUGACGUUUUGGUGAAUUUACUGAAGAAUUUGUGAAACUGAAACGACACAUGUCUAUGAAGGUUCUCGUCCAUCCAGGUGGUUGUCAUCUCAGGGCAUUCAAUCCAUCGCAACUGCACCGCUUGGUUUGUCUUGGAAGACGUUUCGCCGCUCAUCCGAGUAGGCUUCAUCAGUUCGUUCUCAUUGACUUAGUUUGGUCAGAUCUAGUGUAAACCCUCCAAAACCAGGCGGGUGUGCCUGGGUAAGGAUGGCUUUGCCUUUUCCUCGUUUGUACCAUCUGUUCUGAACAGGGAGGACGGAUGGUACGAAAGAGGAGUGAGGGAAGCCAUCUAUGUCAAGGUUGAAAAACCAUCCCUGAACAGAGGAGGUGGUCUGCGACACCACCUGUCUCCCACAUACAACACUGUCCUUUCAGUCAUUCCUAAAAGACUCUGCAAUUUAUCUUCCAACAAAUAACAGGAGUUAGAAACAUUCUGGCCACCGGGGGUGACCAGAAUACCAUUUGUGCCGUUUGUUUACGACUGAAUGGAAUGCUUACGCGGGGGGUUUCGGCUAUUUUGGACUGGUAGUAGUCGAUCCAAUACCUCAAAGCCGACGACUGUCGCUGGCUUUGACAGUUAGGAUUGUUUGUGUGCAUCAAAACAGUUGUUUUUUUCACUACCAUAGGGCGAAACCAUACUUACCCUCCUGGUUUUGGAGUAUAAAUAUUUGGGGUUUUGGCACUAGCCGCUACACCAGAUCUGACCAAUCUAAGUCUAUGAGAACAAAGUUAAAGUUAAAGUACCAAUGAUUGUCCCACACACACUAGGUGUGGUGAAAUUUGUCCUCUGCAUUUGACCCAUCCCCUUGUUCACCCCAGUGGGCAGCAGCGGUGCCGCGCCCGGGAAUCAUUUUUGGUGAUUUAUCCCCCAAUUCCAACCCUUGAUGCUGAGUGCCAAGCAGGGAGGUAAUGGCUCCCAUUUUUAUAGUCUUUGGUAUGACUCGGCCGGGGUUUGAACUCACAACCUACCGAUCUCAGGGCGGACACUCUAACCACUAAACUGAUGAAGCCUACUCGGAAGAGCGGCGAAACGUCUUCCAAGACAAACAAUACAACAAGAAUGCCAUUGUAAGUUACCAACACAGACACUCGUAAGCGUGUUAGCAUAUUAGCUAACGCUAUCGACGCUAGCUUGAUUGCAUUACGGUAGCACGCACAAAUGUGCAUGAAAACGCUCCUGCGGACAUCACACAUGGGACGCUUUAGUAAGGAAGAUUAGUUUUAGUUAUAUUGUAAAACUUACAAACGUUCCUCGGAGCGAUGAAUGAAGGAUCUAUACGGGUAGAAACGCUAUGGACGACGAGAAGACGGGAGCGGCACUUGUACUUCCGGUUCACGGUUCAAAGCACUAGUCCAAAAGAUGGCGCCAUUGCACAAAAAACAACACACCUUUUUAUUAUAUUUUCUUGUUGUUGUUUUAAACUCUAAUAUCCGCAGGGUUCAAAGCGUAGGAAAAUAGUAGCGUCUUGUAGUCCAAAUUUAGGGUAAUUACUUUGUACUGCUGACCUAUAGGAGAGGAGAGCAAGUUUUUUUUGACAUAUUUCGUUCGGCUUCGACGGGGGGGGACGCACCAAGGGACGAUACGUGUACAUAUGAAUAACUUCAAAGAACAUAAUCGAUGUAGCAUGAGACUUUGUCACGUUACCUAAAGCACAACCUUUAUGAGUGUUGCCAGAAAUAAUCACUGUGUACUUUUGUAGCCACGCCCACCGACACCUCUUUCAAGUGGAGCGGUUUCCACGGGCGGCGUCGCACCUUUUUUUAAAGAUUUUCUACACGAGCGCCCACAAGGCGAGGGUGCGGGCCCAGAAGGCAGAACUGCAUCAUGGGCGCGGGCCCAGAAGGCAGAACUGCAUCAUGGGCGCGGGCCCAGAAGGCAGAACUGCAUCAUGGGCGCGGGCCCAGAAGGCAGAACUGCAUCAUGGGUGCGGGCCCAGAAGGCAGAACUGCAUCGUGUUUGUCCCUCCAUUGUUCUCUCCCACUGUGGUCACAGUGGGUUCCAGAAGGGUGCUAUACCGCAACAUGUUCUAUAUUCUCUAGCCGGGAAAAACACAAAAAAUAUCGCAAUCCACGAAAAGAGUCAACAAUUACGAUAAGAGUUUGAUUUCUACUCUUUUUGGGGGAAGGGAAAGCGUUUUUGAACCGUAAGUGUGCUUAGCGUUCCUUCUAUAGCUUUCAUUGAAUAAGCUGUCACUCGCACUCUCAAGUGUUCUCUUGUUCUUAUCCUAGUACUUUGUGUACUACGUACUUAGGGGGUGUCCAAACUUUGGAAAAAUGAGAGCAUGGCGGCGGCAAUUUUUGAUAUAGUUUUCAUUUUUUUCCAAAACCUGUACAAUGUUUGCUGUAACCUCUCAGUUUUGGUGAACGUUAAAGCUCCCGGGGACCCGAAAAGGGUCUCAGUCAUUGAAGUGUGGAAAAUACGUCAAAUUGCAAUUUUAUUUUAACUCUUAAAUAUCUAAAGAUAUACUUCAUAUCCAGCCGUUGCCAUAAAAAAAAAAAAAAAAAAUUAUUAUAUUUUAUGCCUUUUUUUUAAUGGCAAAAACACAAAAUAUGCAAUAUUUCGCCCAAACAAUUUUUCAAAAUGGAAUAUUUAAUGUGACGUAAUAAUAAUUGAAUAACAACAUAGCUUUUGAUCUAUUAUUAUUUUUUGAGCGAUGACAAAAAAAAUCUAAAAAGCC
Messenger RNA from Entelurus aequoreus (snake pipefish), 6739 nucleotides. Its product is annotated as phospholipid phosphatase-related protein type 4-like. Gene Ontology annotation, biological process: phospholipid metabolic process; phospholipid dephosphorylation; signal transduction. NCBI's taxonomy places the organism in Eukaryota, Metazoa, Chordata, Actinopteri, Syngnathiformes, Syngnathidae. The transcript is spliced from 7 exons. Bases 166 to 2544 code for a protein of 792 amino acids. Gene Ontology annotation, molecular function: phosphatidate phosphatase activity. The record is from RefSeq and is a predicted model, not a curated record.